Tetrapisispora phaffii CBS 4417 is the source of this 1194-nucleotide messenger RNA. Its product is annotated as SYLF and SH3 domain-containing protein. The transcript has a single exon. Gene Ontology annotation, biological process: actin cortical patch localization; actin filament bundle assembly. Bases 1 to 1194 code for a protein of 397 amino acids. Gene Ontology annotation, molecular function: actin filament binding; phosphatidylinositol binding. Lineage: Eukaryota; Fungi; Ascomycota; Saccharomycetes; Saccharomycetales; Saccharomycetaceae. Gene Ontology annotation, cellular component: actin cortical patch. The record is from RefSeq and is a predicted model, not a curated record.
AUGGGAAUAAACAAUCCAAUACCACUAAGUUUAACAAGUGAAGUUAAAAAGGCUUCUAAAAUUCUUACAAAUUUUAUUAAGCCUAAUCAGUUAUUUGGGGCUGAUCAAGUCAUCCCACCAGGUGUUUUAAAGAGAGCUAAAGGUUUGGCAGUUAUUACUGUCUUCAAGGCAGGGUUUCUGUUUUCAGGUAGAGCAGGCUCUGGUAUAAUCGUAGCAAGAUUAAGAGAUGGAACAUGGUCAGCACCUUCCGCCAUUGCCAUGGCAGGUGCUGGUGCCGGGGGUAUGGUUGGAUUUGAGUUAACGGAUUUUGUUUUCAUCUUGAAUACAGAAGAAGCUGUAAGAUCGUUUUCUGAGUUUGGUACGAUAACUCUGGGUGGUAACGUUUCUGUAUCUGCUGGACCAUUAGGUAGAAGUGCUGAAGCUGCUGCUGCUGCGAGUGCUGGUGGUGUGGCAGCUGUUUUUACAUACUCUAAAAGUAAAGGUUUAUUUGCAGGUGUAUCAGUUGAGGGAUCUGUGAUUGUUGAACGUCGAGAGGCGAAUAGAAAAUUUUAUGGAAACAACUGUAAAUCUAAAAUGAUUCUAUCUGGACGUGUACGGGCGCCUAGCUCAGUUGAUCCUCUGUUCCGUGUUCUAGAAUCUAGGGCUUUCAGUUACAAUAAUAGUUAUAAUUAUAACGACAACUACGAUAGCGAUGGAUAUUAUAAUGAUCUCCCAGAUUCCAGAUAUAGUUCAGACGAAGAUUACUACAAAUCUAGUACAAGCCAUUCCAGAAGAAAUAGAGGUGACUCUUUCAGUGAUUUAGAUGAUACCGAAGAAUACAGAAGCUAUGCGAAUGAUUAUAAUGGAAGAGAAAGAAACUUUAGAGGAAGAGAUAGGGAUUAUUAUGAUAACUAUUCGAAUAAUAAUUCGGUUAGUAAUCGUGGUGUUAAUGAUGUAGCAAAUAGAUUCUCUAAUGUUAGACUCUCAUCUUCAAGAAAAAACACUGAUGAUUCUUAUGUUUCAUCUCCUAUACCGCAGGGCCCAAAAGCUAUAGCAUUGUUCAGAUUCAAAGGUGAACAAGCAGGUGAUUUGUCGUUUAAUAAAGGAGAUGUAGUCACUAUUCUGAAGAAAACUGAUACGCAAAAUGACUGGUGGACUGGAAGAGUCAAUAAUCAAGAAGGUAUCUUCCCUGCUAACUACGUUGAACUAGUGUAG